AUGAUUGUCCGCGCAUUUUUAUUGCCCGUGACAUUUUAUAUGGUGUUUUGGAGAGCUGGAAUCAAGAGGGAUGAAUUAAUGGAUUAUGUAAGGGAGAAUUACCCGGAUUACGUCAUCGGCUUCUCCACUAUCCGAAAUUUCGCUCUUUACACCUUCGACUUCUGGACCAUGCUAGUUCUCUUCCUAUCUGUUUUCAUCGCUGCUUUUGCUGGAUUGGUAUUCACAUUCACUACAAUUGACAUGCUUCAAAUGCUGAAAAGUGUACAACGAAGACUAUCCACCGCCAGCUACAACCGCCAUAAAAAUGCAGUUAGAAGUCUAAUCGCCCAAUUCGCCACGUCAUCGUUAUGCCUUGUACCUCCUCUCUUUCUGGUUGUAAUUAUUCUCGGAGAGUUUGAGAAGGCUCAAAGUGGAUAA
Messenger RNA from Caenorhabditis remanei, 417 nucleotides. RefSeq lists its product as uncharacterized. Bases 1 to 417 code for a protein of 138 amino acids. The transcript is spliced from 2 exons. The record is from RefSeq and is a predicted model, not a curated record. NCBI's taxonomy places the organism in Eukaryota, Metazoa, Nematoda, Chromadorea, Rhabditida, Rhabditidae.